Messenger RNA from Schizosaccharomyces cryophilus OY26, 345 nucleotides. RefSeq lists its product as uncharacterized. Lineage: Eukaryota; Fungi; Ascomycota; Schizosaccharomycetes; Schizosaccharomycetales; Schizosaccharomycetaceae. The transcript is spliced from 2 exons. The record is from RefSeq and is a predicted model, not a curated record. The coding region runs from base 1 to 345 and encodes 114 amino acids.
AUGAAUAGCAUUCGUUUCUGUCGAUGGAUCAAGGGUCCUCUUAAACUCAUGCCUCAUCAAGGAGGAGGCCAUUUCCAGAAAACGUUCAAACGGUUCUCAUCUACAGGCGGUGAAAACAGAAUAAGAGAUAUCUUAACUGAGAAGUUAUCCCCGAGCUCUCUUCGAGUUAUCGACGUCUCUGGAGGAUGUGGAAGCAUGUACCAAAUUGGAAAAAAUACACUAUCACAGCACCGGAUGGUUAACUCCAUUUUAAAGGAAGAGAUUAAAGGGAUGCACGGAUUAAAUCUCUUAACUGAGGUGGACGAAGAAAAUUCUAAGGAUCCAACUGUUUCUGGAAAGCAGUAG